Cadophora gregata is the source of this 408-nucleotide messenger RNA. RefSeq lists its product as uncharacterized. The transcript has a single exon. Bases 1 to 408 code for a protein of 135 amino acids. The record is from RefSeq and is a predicted model, not a curated record. NCBI's taxonomy places the organism in Eukaryota, Fungi, Ascomycota, Leotiomycetes, Helotiales, Ploettnerulaceae. Gene Ontology annotation, molecular function: catalytic activity.
AUGGGCUUUGACAAAGCCGCCGAACGUUUGAAAGAAGCUGUCAAGAUUGGAGUCGACGCCGUUUUUCUGGAAGCGUUGCAAUCGAAGGACGAAGCGAGGAGAAUCUGCGAGAUGAUGGGAGACGUUCCAGUCCUACUCAACAUGGUUCCAGGCGGAACGACGCCUGAUAUUACAGUCAAUGAGGCGAGAGAGCUGGGUUUCAGAAUAAUCAUCUUUCCCGCGUUGAGUUUAACUCCAGUUACGUCAAGUGUUCAGGCAGAGUUGCAGCAUCUGAAGACGCAGGGUUUCGUCUCCCCAGAGCAUUCUGGGCCGGGCGUGAAGGGACUUUUCAAUAUGUGCGGCCUACAGGAGUGUAUUGAAAUCGACAAGGCUGCUGGCGGGAAAGCCUAUGCAGAUGUCGGCAAAUAA